Ixodes scapularis (black-legged tick) is the source of this 744-nucleotide messenger RNA. RefSeq lists its product as uncharacterized. NCBI's taxonomy places the organism in Eukaryota, Metazoa, Arthropoda, Arachnida, Ixodida, Ixodidae. Bases 1 to 744 code for a protein of 247 amino acids. The record is from RefSeq and is a predicted model, not a curated record. The transcript has 4 exons.
AUGUGCGAGAACGAGAUAUUGGUAUUAGUACGGUACAAAGUUGACCAUACAACUGCGGUUGUCUCAAGCACAAAAAUCAGAAACUUCUGCCCGAUCACCAUCGAGGAUUUCAAUCCCGACGUGCUGUAUGAGGUGUUCUGGAGCGGAGAUCAGAAUACCAGAGGCGGCUACUAUGAGGCGCAGAUAAUAGACAUGGCAGAAUGUGAAGACGACUUGCAAGUCUCGAGAAGGAGAAGGAUAAAGCCACUGCCCACGGCAGCAGCGACCGAAUUUACUUGCCCUCCAAAUAAGCAAAAGGAAAAACUGCUAAAGAAGGCAUCAAAGCGUCAAAGAGAUGUAGAACUGCUCAACAAGAUCGAUCACGAGCACUCCGUACCACUAGAGCAGCACACGGCAGUUCUCCGUAAACUGAAAGAGAAAACCAAAGCACUUGAGAGGUGCCAAAAACUGAAUGUGGAGCUGCAAGAGGCUCUCUGCCUAAAGAUCACCGAGGCAGAGUGUCACCAGUGCCAGAAUGCUGCGGCGGGGGACACUCAACCCGUUUAUUAUUUAGACUGUAACGAGUCUUAUGUCGACGACGUGGAACGGCAUCCUGGAUGGUCAUCUCUCGAGGAAAUGUGUUCCAAGUCACUGGAGCAAACAUUGCCAGCUGCUGGGGUGUCUUCCCUACCACGGCACCAGACACGGAGGGGGCGUCGGCAACUGCUGGAAAGUCACUUGCCACCUCAGCACCAGGCACGGUGA